GAGGUCAUUUCCUUACUUUAAAGAAAUCAUACAGUGCUAACAGAAAAGAAACAUGUUACAUAGUGAGUUCUCUGUUCCAUUAGGUUUUUAAUUGCAACAUAUUAAUGGCAAUCUGUCUCGUUGUGGAUUGGUUAACGAGAACAAUAGCUGGAACAAUAGCCUAAACACGAUUCCAGCGCUCUGCCAUAUUUUUUACAAUGCGAUAAAUUAAAGGGGUACUGGAAACAAUAAAAAAACCCUUGUUCUAAUAAUCAAUCAACGUCGUGACAGAUUGCCUUAAAGUUUCUACUAAAUUUCUACUAAAGUUUCUUUGUUUUUUUUAAAAAAUUUUCAAUGCUUGCGCAACUUUAUGGUUGUAUUAUUUUCAUUAUCCACGCUCGUAUCUCAGCAGGCCCAAAAGAAAUGUAUCUCAGCUUUUUUUUGUAAAAGUAUAUCAAUUUUUAAUGAAAUCUAUUAACGACUCGAUUAACUGCUUGUCCAAAAUUUAACUUCCAUUUAGAUGGAAAUCUAUUCAUUUUUUCCUUUCUUGUCACAGUUAUGAAGGACUACUGCUAAAAUGAUGGGGAUUAAUUUUGUAUAGGCGGAUUACUCACAGCCAUUCAAAUAAAUAUCAUUGAUAUAGGAAACAUAUUCUAUGAAAAAAGAAAGAAUAUUUCUUUAAGAGUGAAAAAGCUCUUUUGAAAGUUUUUAGGCCAAAUAAAGCUGCUGGAUUCAUAUGUCACAGAAUGCCAUAUCUUUUGAUUAAAAUUUGCCUGGAAACUAGACUUGUAGCCUAUAAAUACGCAAUUACACUAUCUUCAUUGUUUUAACACAACGUAGCUAGGCUCUUUUUAGCAAAAAAUUGAUAAGGAGGACAAUAGGAUGAUGUUUUUAUACAGAAGCAAUACCCUAAACUGAAACAUCUUUUUACGACUUUUAAAGAAUAUAAAAAAAUUUAUGGCCUUUUCAACGAGGUUUUAAACCAAGAAAAGCAGACAGUCAUAAGAAGUGAUUCUGGUGUAGCAGCCAUACCUCAAAGUAACAAGCUGAUAAAACAUCUUUGUGUAUAGAAAUGUAAGAUCAAAUUUAUCAGAAGCAAACACACUUUUUAUAGCAUUUUAUAACUUUCUCAUACCUAUCAGAUUUCGCUUCUUUUUUUCAUAAGUGUUGAUUGUUAAUUUUUUUUCAACUUCAAUUUCAAUUGCCUAUGCGUAUGUAGUGAGACCUAUAAACAGAACGAGAAACUGGUUAAUUUGGCAAGAUCAAUUCCUGUGUUGGAAAUUUAAGCUUUUUGUUGUUGACUGGUUAGACAACAAAACUGAUAGGGGGUUAGAUAAUAGAGUUAGAUAAUUCUGUGUCAUUCUCGAGUAUUUGCUCCUUUGCUGUUUUGCUUCCUGAUUGCUUUAUUCUUCAAUUAUAUAUAUUUUGAUGGUGUUCGUUAUAUUUUGUUUAAUAUCACUAAACAUGGGCUCUGACAAAGGUUGAAAAAUGGGGGGUCCAAGGGAAAAUUUAACACCCAUAACAAAAGAUUUUGAAAAAUACUCAAUUGUUUUGCAAGAAAAAGUGGAGGGGCCAAGGCCCCCCCGGCCCCCCCCCCCCUUCGUCGGAGGCCCUGUAAACUCUUGAUAUAUAAAACAUGAGUAGCAUUUGCAGACUGAAGAGAAAGUGGAGAUGUUGUUGGUUGUGCAAGUGUCCUUCUGAUUUCUGUUAUCUAGUGUUACCCAGAGACAAGGCCCUAGAAGGCCCUAGUAAAAUUAUGGUCAAUUUUUCUAACCAAUGAGCCAAAACUUUCCUUAUGAUACAAAAAGGCGUGGUCAAGGUGUGGUACAUUUAAUCUUUUAUUUGCACUGAACUUCCUUAGGAUCAUCGGCCGUAAGAAAUUGUUCUGACGUCUUAAGUUUACUCGUGUUUUGAAAAAUAACAGCAUUUUCUAUGAAAAUAAAUAUUUUUAUGAAUCUCAACAUGCAAGACUUUAUAGGCAUUUACAAUAGACGUUUUGUAACGCUAUGGUUGCUUUUAUCAGAGUCCUUCUUACUGAAAACUCAGUAAACAGCAACAAUUUUCAGUAAAGGGGGAUACCCUAGGAUAAUUUUGCAAAUCGUAACUAAACUUUGUAAAUGAUUUUGCACUCGUUCUCUGAGUGGGUUAAUUUUGGAGGUUUUUUGGUGAUUACCGAGUUUGCAAAAACCUAUGUGAAAUGAGUUGACGACAUUAAUUAAGUUUCUAGAUGAUGAGGUCAUCAACUUUUUAUAGAACUUUUUAAUUUCGAGCAUAUGAUUCAAAAGAUCACAAUAGAUUUGUGAAUUUAAGUGUGUAUUUUUGAAAUAGGUGACGAUUUGGCCAGCUAUUUUUGGUUUAUGAAUUUUGAAACCAAGAUCGGAUCACAGUAAUGUAAAAGGUGCUCGCUUUUGAUGUAUUGAAGAGGACGGUCCUUCGAGGUUGCUACUCGGAGCUUCACUCUUGAUGCAAUCAUCAGGCAAAGGGUAUCUGUUCUACUAAAAAACAAUUAAAGGGCAUAUGUCGAUCCCGUGCUUUGUACUAAAUAAAUUUUUAAAUGUAUUGCAUUUAGCCAAUCAGGUUGACGGCAGAUACCCUUUAAAAUGUGGCUAUUUCUCAGCUUAUAUUCAUGCUCUUAAUUGUUUUCAUAUUUUUUCUUUUCUUUAUAACCUCUUUAUAUUUCUUGGAAUAAUACGUUAAAGAUCUGAAGGUCUAUUUCCGUAUUCGGCUUUCUAUAAGUAUUUAAACAUAAACCAUCAAGGCCAUCGUAGUACAGCCUUCACUCAUCCAAUCCCACAAGGUGACAGUGUGAUGUAUAGCGCACAACGUGGGCUGUGGAGGCCUUCCCCUUCAAACACUGAGUGACGAAUCAUUAAAUUUCCAUGGUCGACUGUUGUUUGAAAAUGCUAAUCUUUUAAUGGGUCAUUAAAAACGCCGCAUGCACAAUGCAUUGAUAAGAGAGAGAAAAAUCGGUACUUCUUCUGGUGAAAAGAUUGAAACUAAUUGGCUAAGCAAUUGACACGGAAAUGUUGCUAAAUGCACGGUGAGUCUAGCCAGAUAAAAGCGAGUUGGCUUGCACUAACGUAGCUAGUUGGCCAGUGGUGUUGCGAAGAGGCUGAGCUCAAUUCGCCUGCGCAUUGGCCUUAAAAAGGAUUUACACGCUUAAAAGAUUAACAGAUACGAAGCUGGAUAGAGGCAAAACAUUUCUCUGGCGUUUUUGUGAUAAACGGAAGACCUUACGCAUUUUUGAGAUAUUCUGCACGCGUUUUAAUCAGUUCCUUUCACGAUCGUAUGCAAGCAUUUGUUUCGCUGCUGCUGUACUGACAUGAAAUAAGAAGAAAACUCGUAUCAUCAUCUUGAAUCAACCUUGCAUCUUCAACUGGCAUUACGCUGUUUUAGGAAAUCGAAGUUGCGAGGGCUGCAUACCGUUAUCUUCCGUUUUUAUCCUGGUCAAUUUUCUAUAGUGGUUGAUGCUGCAAAACAUGAGCAUCCCGAUGGCGAACUAUUGAAGGAGAUAAUUAAAGAACAAUUUAUUCAUUGCAAAUAUCAUAAAAAGAGGAUUAUUUAAUUAAUAAAUCCGUAGGAUACUUACGACAAGUGUGUAUUAAAACUAAUCUUCCAAUUGCUAACUGUUUAAUCGACAGUAGGCGAUUGUUAGCUGAAAGCGUACGAGAAUGAGCAACUUUAGCAUUGACGCGCUGCUUGGCAAAGUCACUCUGAAUAAAAACAGGCAGAAAGAUGGAAAGAGCUGCAAUAACGGAAAUGAUUCUGAGAAACCCUUUGAAAGCAUUUAUAAACGCAGUCGGCUGUCGAUCGAAGAAAACGAAGAACACAGAGGAGACCCGUUACAAGAAGAUGACACAGGUUCAAGCUCUGAAAGCGAUGUUUUCAGUGACAAAGAUUGCGAAACAGUCAAAUGUCAAGCGGAGAAGCCACUGCCGACUUCAUUUUACAAGGGAAUACGUUAUGAUCCGCUGUAUCGCGCUGUAGAGAAAGGAAAGGGCCCGGAAGACAGCAGCCCGGACAAAAAUCUAAAGACCACGAGAGACCCGGGUACUAAAUUGUCGAAACCUCGUCGGAUCAGAACUGCUUUUACAUACGAGCAGCUGGUUGCCCUUGAGAACAAAUUCCGAACAACUAGGUAUUUAUCUGUUUGCGAAAGAUUGAACCUUGCCCUGAGUUUAGGCCUAAGUGAAACUCAAGUCAAAAUAUGGUUUCAAAAUCGAAGAACAAAAUGGAAGAAGCAAAAUCCGGGCCAAGAUGUCAACGGGCCUACCUGCUCGCAAUCGGAAAUUGGACCAGAUACCUUUACUCAUUUUUCUCCGCUAAGUCACUUGCCGCCGUUUCUGCACCAUCAUUACGAUCCACACAUUCCGCUUCGAUACCCCCUUAUUGAUUGCAGUUACCUUAGUCACCCGUUAUCUGUUCCGACGUUUCAAAGAGAAUCGUGUAGUUGCAUGCAUGGUCUUCCAACGCACUGCGAACCCUACUGAUUUGAAUUUGUAUAAAUUGUAUUGAAAUGAAACAGUUAUUUGUUAUUUUCAGCGAAACCUUUAUAUACCGUUUGAUAGAAGGUGUCCGUUAAUACGAGGACGUGUCCGUUUGUCGGAAGUGUCCGCAAAUAGGAGAUAUCCGAUGAUGGUUACCGUUUUUGAAUGUUCACUGUGCAUUCAAAUACGCACGCCUGGUGACUUCAAUUUGGUAGCUUACGGCGUUUUGAUCUACUGUAUCAUAUCGACAUUCUAUAAACUUUAUGAAUAUAAUAGAUCAAUGUGUCUUUGCGUUAUAUGUAAAAAGCAGUUAUCAGCUGACAAUUUACUGCGCUACUUGUUGAGCCUGGAAAACAAUGAUGUGAACAUAAACUUCAGGCUUUCAGGUCUCUCUGACAUAUGUCAUUAGAAAAAGCAAUAUAUAUAAAUGAUAAAAUUUGUGUAUCGAAAUGGUUGUGAAUACUUUAAAUCUAUCGAAUUUUGUUAUUCAUGAAGUUUUUAGCGUUUAAUUUUGACGGUAAUGUUAUAAAUUCUUUCUGGGUAAGUGAUACUGCGCUUGCCAAAAUGCUUCUGUGUUGGAGUGAGCUGGUGUUUGUUGUAGAGUAUAGAUUUGUAUCAUGCGUUUUCUCAAAGAGUGGUAGUUCAUUGACGCACAUUGUUUGAAGCAAAUAUAGAAUUGAUUAUUAAUCCCCAAAGAGUGACAGACAAUUUGAAAAAUUGAUUCUAAAUCACGAAGAGUGACAGACAAUUUUGAAUUGCUAUUUUUCUUAAUGACAUGCUUGGAUGUGCUUUUGUAGAUAGUUUGAAUGGAGAUCAUAUUCGUUUUCUGCAGUGUUGUGUCGUUCUUUAUAUGCAAGCAUAUGUUGUGUUGAUUGGUAAUUCUCAACCUCGAUGCUAUGAGGAGGCCUCGAUGCACGAUGACCAUUAUGAAAUUGUUUGUCGAUUAAGACAGAUACGAAAUGACGGUGCGAUUCUGAUCGACUUUCAGCCAGAUUCAACUUAUUUUGACAGUUAAUCUUAUCAGUGAUCCUCAUUGAGAAAGAUUCGAAAAGAUCAUUGCGAUGGGGUUCUAAUUCACUAAUUCAUUCACAUUCAACGUAUUUUGAAAUUUGAAUUUUUAGGUGAUCCUUGUGUGGGAAAAAUGGAAAAU
Messenger RNA from Rhopilema esculentum, 5616 nucleotides. RefSeq lists its product as uncharacterized. Gene Ontology annotation, molecular function: RNA polymerase II cis-regulatory region sequence-specific DNA binding; DNA-binding transcription factor activity, RNA polymerase II-specific. NCBI's taxonomy places the organism in Eukaryota, Metazoa, Cnidaria, Scyphozoa, Rhizostomeae, Rhizostomatidae. Gene Ontology annotation, cellular component: nucleus. Gene Ontology annotation, biological process: cell differentiation; regulation of transcription by RNA polymerase II. The record is from RefSeq and is a predicted model, not a curated record.